GGGAUCCAAGAUGGCGGGGUCUAGCAGCGUGUAUCCUCUCCCCAAGAUUUCUAACUCAUAUUUUCCCGCCAUACCACCAAAAGCACCACCACCAGCAAUUUCAUAUUCACAAGCUGUCAAUGAGGCCCCAUAUUCUGCCCUCAGUGGGGUGAUUGUAGAUGGGAGAAUACCAGACAGGCAUCCAGUGGAGCCACGAUGCAGGGUACGGAACCAGGUGGGUCAGACGAACCGCUGGCGCCUCCCGGAGUCCUUGUACAGCGACCUGCUGGGCAGCUCACAGGCAGUGAAGGCCAUCUCUAUGCCCUACAACCGUAGCAUGAUCAACAUCAUCACUGCCGAGUCUCCGAAGCUGUCCACCAACUUGGACCUAUCCAAGCCCUACACAUUCCGGGUCUCCAAUGACAGACCACAAACGCAGCCAAAAUUGAUGCCAUCCCAGGCAUCUAGAGGAUCAAAACUGCUGACUCGUGACUCUAUGUCCUCAUCAGUUUCCCAAACUGUGCCUGCGUCAGCUCCCAGUAGACCCCGAAGUAUACCGUCCACUGUCCGUCCACUUCGGACAUUCACGCCAAAGAAUGCGUGUCCGGUCACCCCAAAAGAUGUGUUUCUGUACCACUCCAAGAAGAACAUGAGCUUUGUGGGACCAGAUGAACAGCCAUUAGAGUGUGACGUGAUCCUAGAGUGCCUUGGUCUCAACUGGGAGCUUCACCGGCCAUUUCUCCAGAAAUCCGGGACCCUAGCCACUUUGCUCCACUCUGCCACAGACCCCUCUUCCCAGAAGUACUAUCGCAGCUCUGCCUCUGAGACCCUUGAUAACUACAUAAAAAAGAGUGAAUUCUACAGCAACGAAUACCGCGACAUCAGUCAGCGACUCAGUGUUGUGGAUGAUGCUCCAGAAGAGAAGAAGGGCAUUGGACAUCCUGCUCACACAUCACAGCAGAGGACGGGGACAGUGGCCACAAUAACACUGGACAUAAGUGAUGCACUGGUCACAAAGAGAGCUGUGGCUGUUGCCCUUGGCAACCUGUACCAUGAUGAACUGGAGGUGGAUGUUGAUGACGUGGCUGGAGUGCUGGUUGUUGCUUCAAUCCUCGACUUCAAAUCCCUUGUUGAUGGGUGUUGUGACAUCAUGUUGAAGUCCAUCAGCUCCAAGACUGUAUGUACAUAUCACCACACUGCCUCGCAGUACAACCAGGACCAUGUGGUAGGGGCUUGUGAGAGAUGGCUGGAGCUUAAUCUCAUCCCACAGUUAGCCUGUCAAAUACAGCUGAGAGAUAUGGCAGCCGAUCUACUGCAGAGAAUACUGAAAUCUAACAGAUUGUUUGUGUACAACGAGUACAGCGUGUACAAGACGCUGGUGUACUGGCUGUUCCUGCAGGUGAACCCCGACAUCCAGCUCAUGCCGUCACACAGCACAGUACUGGCAUUCUUCAAUAGCUUAUCGAAGAACACUGCCUUCCUGGAGCGAGACGAGAGUCAGAUGUAUGCUCCCCUGUUUGCAGCUGUACGACUACAUGGGAUCACAGACACUGGGAACAUUCAAGACAUGCAGAUAAUGAACAUCCUGCCCCAGAAGUGGCUGGUGGAUCUCCUGUCUCAGCACUACCACGCUGUGAGUACACACCUUACUCUAUGGUAGGCACACGCUGAAGGG
Haliotis rubra (blacklip abalone) is the source of this 1654-nucleotide messenger RNA. RefSeq names its product BTB/POZ domain-containing protein 16-like. Gene Ontology annotation, molecular function: protein binding. NCBI's taxonomy places the organism in Eukaryota, Metazoa, Mollusca, Gastropoda, Lepetellida, Haliotidae. The record is from RefSeq and is a predicted model, not a curated record. Bases 11 to 1639 code for a protein of 542 amino acids. The transcript is spliced from 14 exons.